AUGUCACAAAGCCAUGCUCUUUCCGACGAUCAGGUCGCGGGCGAGCUCCGCAAGAUGACGGCCUUCAUCCGCCAAGAAGCGCUGGAGAAGGCUCGUGAAAUCGAACUGAAGGCCGACGAAGAAUUCGCCAUUGAGAAGUCGAAGCUUGUCCGCCAGGAAACCGCCGCUAUCGACUCUUUGUACGAGAAGAAGUUCAAGCAGGCUGCCAUGUCCCAACAAAUUACCCGCUCUACCCUUUCAAAUCGUACUCGUCUUCGUGUUCUUUCCGCUCGUCAGGAACUCCUCGAUGAGCUGUUCCAGCAGGCUCGCGAUAAGAUCUCCGGCAUCGCAGCCAAGGAUGCUAAGAAGUACGAAUCCGUGCUGCAGGGAUUGAUCCUCGAGGGCUUGUACGCUCUCAACGAGGAGAAUGUGGCCAUUCGUGUGAGACAGAAGGACUCCGAAGCUGCAAAGAAGGCGAUCGAGGGAGCCACGAAGGAAUUCAAAGACAAGGUUGGCAGAGACGUUACGGUGGAGAUAGAUGAAUCCGAGCCUUUGCCGGAGGGAUCUGCCGGAGGUGUGGUCAUUGUUGGUGGUAACGGUAAGAUCGAGAUUAGCAACACUUUUGAAGAGCGCCUGCGGUUGCUCGAGAUCGAUGGUCUUCCCGCCGUGAGGGAGACACUGUUCGGGAAGAACGUAAACCGGAAGUUCUACGAUUAG
Aspergillus alliaceus is the source of this 696-nucleotide messenger RNA. Its product is annotated as H(+)-transporting V1 sector ATPase subunit E. The coding region runs from base 1 to 696 and encodes 231 amino acids. Gene Ontology annotation, biological process: proton transmembrane transport. The transcript has 3 exons. Lineage: Eukaryota; Fungi; Ascomycota; Eurotiomycetes; Eurotiales; Aspergillaceae. Gene Ontology annotation, molecular function: proton-transporting ATPase activity, rotational mechanism. Gene Ontology annotation, cellular component: proton-transporting two-sector ATPase complex, catalytic domain. The record is from RefSeq and is a predicted model, not a curated record.